CUCAGAUCCCAGGAUUCAUCGGCUAUUCAUUGUGCUUAAUGUACAUGUUUCUGCACCGUGCAUUGAGGAGAUCCCAGAGAAGAUUCCAAAACGGCUGCGGGGGAAAGGCCACCAAACAUGCCUACAGAAACACUACCGACAGGUAGCAUGGUGAAGCCGGUCAGCCCUGCCGUCACUUUCACAUCCGCCGUUCCUCUCCGCAUCCUGAACAAAGGACCCGACUAUUUUCGCAGGCAGGCGGAGCCUAAUCCAAAAAGACUGAGCGCGGUGGAAAGGCUAGAAGCCGACAAGGCAAAAUACGUCAAGAGCCAGGAGGUCAUCAACGCCAAGCAGGAGCCUGUGAAGCCAGCGGUGCUGGCAAAGCCGCCCGUCUGUCCUGCGGCCAAGAGAGCGCUCGGGAGCCCCACCUUGAAAGUCUUCAGCAACAAUGCGAAGACGGAGAGCGGCGUCCAGAGAGAAAACCUGAAGCUUGAGAUUUUGAAGAACAUCAUCAACAGCUCUGAAGGCUCCAGCUCAGGUUCAGGGUAUAAGCAUGGUCCUCGAAAUUGGCCGCCCCACAGAGCUGAUUCAACAGAGCUGAACCGACACUCAUUUGCUGAAUCUUUGAAGGUUUACCCCACGCAGGGCCGCAGCAGCCCACAGGAGAGCAGCUCUAACAUCAGCAGAAGGCUCCUAGAUCAGUCAGCAGAGACUUUCUUGCACGUCUCUCACAGCUCCUCAGACAUUAGGAAAGUAACUAGUGCAAAGCCCUUAAAAGCAAUACCCUGCAGUAGUUCAGCCCCACCCCUGCCUCCAAAGCCCAAAAUCGCUGCCAUUGCCACCCUGAAAUCCCCAGAGAUUGAGGCAGUUGAGUCUGGAUGUGGAGUUAGUAGAAGACCCUCCCUACAGCGAUCAAAAUCAGACUUAAGCGACAGAUACUUUCGUGUCGAUGCAGAUGUUGAGCGGUUCUUUAACUACUGUGGACUGGAUCCUGAAGAGCUUGAAAACCUCGGGAUGGAAAACUUUGCAAGGGCUAACUCUGAUAUUAUAUCUCUCAACUUUCGCAGUGCAAGCAUGAUUAGCUCAGACUGUGAACAGUCUCAGGACAGCAACAGUGACCUUAGAAACGAUGACAGUGCCAAUGACCGUGUGCCAUAUGGCAUUUCUGCCAUUGAAAGGAAUGCCAGAAUCAUCAAGUGGUUAUAUAGCAUCAAGCAAGCUAGAGAGUCACAGAAAGUAUCCCAUGUGUGAGAGAAAAUCCACCGUAGAAAAAGCAAGGACUGUAUCUUUGUCUGUGAAUAUUCAGUUGUGAAGGGUUGUGAAGUCUACUUGAAGUCUUGUACACUUCUCAAAUCUCUUUGUGUUGCUUGUUGUGCAAUGUUUCCAAGUUGCAUGCCUGUCAACAUGUGAGCUGACCUGGCUUCCACUUGAACAAUAACUAACUACAAAGCCUGGCUGAGCAUACACAUUAUCUGCCAAAAGUUUAAGACGAGAAUCUAAUUAGGGCUUCAGUAUAAUCAAAGUGUUUACAUGGAAAGGUUAUAUGACUUCUUUGGUAUUUAUGUAGUUCUGUGUGGAUUUUAUAUGUCACUUUUUGUCUUAAUACAGAUAUUGUCAACAGACGUUAUUAGCUUCUAAGUUGAAACAGAAUCCCUUUGGAGGGAAGAAAAGCAAAAUUGGCCAAAAUAGGAGGUUUAGGCAUAUGACGAUAGGCAAAGCAGCCUUAUCUCUUGUAGAAAGUACAUUAUUGGCAUAUGUAAAACUGUUCCUAAAAAGCAAAGAAUGUUGCAUUCUUAAAUUAUGUAUCAUUGUUAAACUGUAUAUCCCAACUUGUAGUAAGGGACUGUUCAGUAAAAGUUUCUUUUUUCUAGGUAAGUUCCCUCAAUUUUACAGCAGAAGUAGUCUAGUGAAUCUACUUGACCUCUCGUAAACUAAAUGACUCCUGUGUUUGGGUUGGUAUAAGCAUUUUAAUGGUUCUGUGUUACCCUGUUGGAAAAGCUUAAAGAAGGUUGGAGUCAACAGAUGGAAACAUUGUGGGUGAGGGAUUUUGUGGGUUUGGUUUUUCAUCGAAGAUUCCUGGUCUUAAACUUUUGACAGGAAUUAUUAGAUCCUAUAGCUGAUAUUGAAUGCCUUUCUUAGUCAAACGCAUCAUGGCAACAAACUCCAUGCUGUCUUUAAAAAUUUUUGUAGACCUAUUUGAACAGUUAAUGAAAAAAAAUGGAAACACACAGCCAUAUCAAUAUAACGCCUCCUGUUCAGAAGUAAAUACACUCAGUAGCUGAACUAUAUCUGAGAAAUUGUGAUUAUGUUGUCUUGCAUAUGUUAUAUCUAAGGCUGUGAAAAAUUGUUACAGCUCUAGGAAAGUGUAGAAACAUGACAGUACGUAGCAUUUAUUUUCUUUUACUUUUUUAAAAUUUUAAUUCUCCUUAUGAUGGUUAGUGCUGCAGGUCAACCUGUUACAAAUCUUUUGAUAAUCUGUGUCUUCCCAG
Messenger RNA from Chaetura pelagica (chimney swift), 2468 nucleotides. It is a transcript of the gene FAM110B, whose product is annotated as family with sequence similarity 110, member B. The record is from RefSeq and is a predicted model, not a curated record. The transcript is spliced from 2 exons. The coding region runs from base 118 to 1230 and encodes 370 amino acids. Lineage: Eukaryota; Metazoa; Chordata; Aves; Apodiformes; Apodidae.